AUGAAUAACAGUUACCAAAUGCCAUUAUCUGCUACUCCGCUCAAAUCUAAUGGAACACAUGUAAUUGUAAGUUUCUCUAAGUAUGCUCAGCAUCCUCUAACUGACAAAAAUCGAAAUCUAGAUUUGAAUAAAAGUUCAGCUUUGUAUGACGUAAACAAAUUACGUGAAAAAAUUAAUUACUGUAAUCUUAUUAAAAGUCACGCGCCUGUGGCUUGUGUCACACUUGAACAAAAUAAAAAUAACUUAUUCAAGAAACCUUUGUUUGUGGAUUUAACUAAAGAUGAAAACUCAUUCAAGACACCUUCAAUGGUGGAUUUAACUAAAGAUGAAAAAGCUGAAGACAAUCGAAAGAGUAUCCUUAAAAAUGAAAAGUCUAGGAAAUCGAUUCUGGAACUAUCAAGAGAAGGCGAUACUAAUGGGGCUUUAAAGAAUAUUACUAUUAGAAGGAAAAAUGUGUCACCAGUCACCAAGCAUACUGAAUGGAUACAUAACUUAAACAAACGAUUUGACCAAAGUGGACUUCAAAAGAAAUUGAAAAUUAAUGAUGAAAAAUUGCGAGCUCAAGUUCUUAGUGACAAAAAUAAAGUAUUUGAUGAAAUUAUCAAUGAGAGAUUAUUGAAACAGCUGCAAAUAAAAGAAGUUAUAGAUUUAGUGGAGGAGAAACCACUUGAGGUCGAAACAGUAUUACCCGAAUUCACUCCAGAGGAAGAUGCUAAAAUCAAUAAAGCCAUGCGCUCUCCAUCUCAAGAGCAGAUUAUUCAAAAAUUUGGUUACAACAUUACUGGCGCUUGUCUUUAUUCACUGAGUGGCUUAAAUUGGUUAAAUGAUAAUGUCAUAAAUUUCUAUAUGAAAUUACUAACACAACGAGGAGCUGAACCAGGAAAUCUUAAGGUUCAUGCCAUGGACAGUUUUUUCUUAGUCAAUCUUCGAACUCGUGGUUACAGUUCCGUUCGUAGAUGGACAAGGAAAGUGGAUAUAUUUUCAUUUGAUUUAAUGCCAAUUCCAGUUCACGUUAGUGGUGUUCAUUGGUGUAUGUUAAUUAUUGAUUUUAAACAUAAAACUAUAAAGUAUUAUGAUAGUAUGGGCGGUUCCAAUAAAGGUGUUCUCGAUAUGGCAGAAAAUUAUUUGAAAGAGGAGUCAUUGGAUAAGAAGAAAGUAACACUAGAUACAAGUACCUGGACAAAGGAGACAGUAAAGGAUAUACCUCAACAAAUGAAUGGUUGUGACUGUGGAGUAUUUUCAUGUAUGUUUGCGGAGUACAUAUGUAGAGGAGCAAAAAUUAAUUUUAGUCAAAAUGAUAUGAAAUAUUUUAGGAGAAAAAUGUGUUUGGAAAUAGUCAAUGGAAAAUUACUAACUUAA
Ctenocephalides felis (cat flea) is the source of this 1359-nucleotide messenger RNA. Its product is annotated as sentrin-specific protease 1-like. Bases 1 to 1359 code for a protein of 452 amino acids. Gene Ontology annotation, biological process: protein desumoylation. Lineage: Eukaryota; Metazoa; Arthropoda; Insecta; Siphonaptera; Pulicidae. The record is from RefSeq and is a predicted model, not a curated record. Gene Ontology annotation, cellular component: nucleus. The transcript has 5 exons. Gene Ontology annotation, molecular function: deSUMOylase activity.